GAUUGGUAUGGGUGUUUCUGAAACUCCAAGUACAAUAAAACCUCUUGUGGCGGCCAUCACUUUUCAUCAGUUAUUUGAAGGUAUGGGCCUAGGAGGAUGCAUCGCCCAGGCAAAGCUCAGAACCAGGGCAGCGGUGAUAAUGGCAGUUUUCUUCUGCCUGACAACGCCAAUUGGGAUAGCAACAGGCAUUGGAGUAACCAACAGCUACGACGAAGAUAGCCCAAAAGCACUCAUAGUUGAGGGGAUUCUGAACGCAGCCUCCGCUGGAAACAGAACCAAAAUCUGGAAUGGAGAAGGAAGAUGAGCCAACCAGGAUUAUCACGAGUCGGGGUCGAGCUAAUC
Cucurbita moschata (crookneck pumpkin) is the source of this 342-nucleotide messenger RNA. Its product is annotated as zinc transporter 9-like. Bases 8 to 304 code for a protein of 98 amino acids. Gene Ontology annotation, molecular function: zinc ion transmembrane transporter activity. The transcript has 2 exons. Gene Ontology annotation, cellular component: plasma membrane. Gene Ontology annotation, biological process: zinc ion transmembrane transport. The record is from RefSeq and is a predicted model, not a curated record. NCBI's taxonomy places the organism in Eukaryota, Viridiplantae, Streptophyta, Magnoliopsida, Cucurbitales, Cucurbitaceae.